Molecule: messenger RNA, 2106 nt
Organism: Gossypium raimondii (Peruvian cotton)
Lineage: Eukaryota; Viridiplantae; Streptophyta; Magnoliopsida; Malvales; Malvaceae
Exons: 2
Coding region: 748-1743 (331 amino acids)
Biological process (GO): iron import into the mitochondrion
Cellular component (GO): mitochondrial membrane
Molecular function (GO): ferrous iron transmembrane transporter activity
Source: RefSeq, a predicted model, not a curated record
GCUUGAGAUAAAAUUAGUAGGGUAGGCACCUCUAUAAGGAUAUUUUUUUGCGCAUCCUCUAAGUGGAUUAAUCUUCCCUUGAAAGUGCAUUGAUACAUCUUUGAAGAUGUCCGUAAACAAAAGCCGACGCCAUUCUUUGAAGAUGAUUAUGACCCAACCCACGAAAAGAUGUAAAAUUGCAAGGCCCGAGAAGAGAAGUAAAGAACAAACGGAACAUUGUUAAACAAAACCCAUUUAUGAGACAAUGGGUUCCGACUUCCAAUCCAAAGCUUCCGACAUUGGUCCAUAGCAAGUUGUCCGUCCGGUCGAACUUAUUACACGACAUUGAAGAUCUGAUUGAUUGCAACGGCUUCCAACUUCCAAAUUUACAAUCCUCCCCCAAAACAAAUCAAAGAGGAAGAACGAUUCUUUGUUGAAAAGAAAAAGUAGUCCCUGAUUCUUGGAACCCUAAUCUUGAUGUAAUCUAUGCAACUUCAUCUCUGACUUUUCAAAAUCUAUUACCAGCAAAGCAAGCAAAAGUGGCAGCAGAGAAAAGCACGAAUAGGAAUAACAAUAAACUGACGAAAACCAUUCCUUUUCGAUUCUCUUCUAUCUUCAAAUAUGCAAUUCGGUCUUAAUCUUCCUGUUUUCAAGAAUAUAACUUCGUUUGUAUGGCAGUAACUCCACCGCGAAUACCUUUACCAAGCCCUCAUUGUACGAAUUCCUUGUUCCAACAAAAAAACCCAUCUCCCCAAUUCUUUAUUCUUCAUGGCAACAGAAGCUACCACGACCAAGUUCCACAAUUCAGACUUCCGAGCGGUUCCGCCGCCACCGGAUUACCUCCCGGAAAUAACGGUGGCUCCCCACGACGGGCUUCACUUUUGGCAGUUCAUGAUUGCUGGCUCAGUCGCCGGCUGCGUUGAGCAUAUGGCAAUGUUCCCUGUUGAUACUGUCAAGACCCAUAUGCAAGCCCUAGGCUCUUGCCCCAUCAAAUCGGUGGGUGUACGCCACGCGCUCCGUUCCGUCCUCAAAUCCGAAGGACUCCCGGGCUUAUACCGGGGAAUCGGGGCCAUGGGACUGGGGGCUGGUCCGGCCCAUGCCGUCUACUUCUCUGUUUACGAAGUUUGCAAGAAGUACUUUUCGGGUGGGGAUCCGAAUAACUCGGCGGUCCAUGCGGUUUCCGGUGUUUUCGCGACGGUAGCAAGCGACGCCGUUUUUACGCCUAUGGAUAUGGUGAAGCAGAGGUUACAGUUGGGCAAUGGUACUGCUUAUAGAGGGGUAUUGGAUUGUGUUAAGAAAGUUCUCAAAGAGGAAGGUUUUGGGGCGUUUUAUGCUUCCUACAGGACGACGGUGCUCAUGAAUGCACCGUUUACGGCUGUUCAUUUUGCAACUUAUGAGGCAGCGAAAAGGGGUUUGAUUGAGAUUUCACCUGAGAGUGCCAGUGAUGAGCGGGUGAUGGUCCAUGCUACGGCUGGUGCUCUUGCUGGAGCAUCUGCUGCUGUCGUCACUACACCGCUUGAUGUAGUUAAAACUCAGUUGCAGUGCCAGGGUGUGUGUGGAUGUGAUAGAUUUAAGAGUACUGCUAUUAGGGAUGUGGCUAAAACAAUAGUGCAAAAAGAUGGGUACAAGGGCCUCAUGAGGGGAUGGAUUCCUCGGAUACUCUUCCAUGCUCCUGCUGCUGCAAUCUGCUGGUCCACCUAUGAAGCUGCAAAAUCUUUCUUCCAAGAACUCAAUGCCUGCACUGAAAGUGGCACUAUCACCUGAAGUACCAUAAGGAAUUGUGCCAAUGUAUACAGCCGCUGCAAAACUGACACCUCAAGUGAUGGUGGAAAGCUUUGCUUCACACAAUGGAAUGGUAAGCAAGACAUGUACUUGCAGGCAACAGCAUAUCUAUGGUCUAUUUUAACUGAUAUCCAUAGAGUGUAUAUGGUGCUAUUUAAUAUUAUCAAAUAAAUAUGAAGUCAUUUCUUGCCAGGAACCGAUACGGUUUUUGUAUUUGGUUUCAUGAAGAAGUAAGGGAAAGUCGCAUAAAAAAGUUGGGAGUUUUUACCCCAAAAGAUUGAAGUGCUGAAAAUGUUAUUUCCUUGACGCAUUGUUGAUAUGUGCAACUAUUUGACUAUCUUUUUC